Molecule: messenger RNA, 2728 nt
Organism: Meleagris gallopavo (turkey)
Lineage: Eukaryota; Metazoa; Chordata; Aves; Galliformes; Phasianidae
Source: RefSeq, a predicted model, not a curated record
CAGGAUUUAAACGGACAGAAAGAGCUGUGUCCACGCCUCUGCCACCUGAAGAAAGGCCCCAAUGGUUAUGGCUUCAACCUGCACAGUGAGAAGUCCCGCCCAGGGCAGUUCAUCCGCUCGGUUGACCCCGACUCACCAGCAUCCAGAGCAGGCCUGCGGCCCCAGGACCGCCUGGUGGAGGUGAAUGGGAUAAACGUGGAGGGGCUGCGGCACUCAGAAGUGGUGUCUCAUAUCAAAGCCAGAGAGAGCGAAGCCAGGUUGUUGGUGGUGGACCCUGAGACAGAUGAGUACUUCAAGAAGCUGGGGGUGACCCCCACCGAGGAGCACACCAAAGGUGUGGUGCCUCAGCCCAUGACGAAUGGAUCUGCACAGAUGCAGCUGAAUGGAGGAUCCACGUCUUCAUCUCACAGUGACCUUCAAAGUCCUGGGAAGGAAUCCGAGGAUGGAGAUUCAGAGAAGAGGGACCCGUUUGAGGAGAGUGGGCUGAGCCUGAGCCCCACGGCAGCUGAGGCCAAGGAGAAGGUGAGGGCCAAGAGGGUGAAGAAGAGGGCUCCGCAGAUGGACUGGAACAAGAAGAGGGAGAUCUUCAGCAAUUUCUGAGCCCUGCUGGAAGCAGUGCUCAUUGCCCUGCCCGGACGUUUGGAGGUGCCCACAGCUCUCCUGCAGUGUCCACGUGAGAUGCUUUGUGCUCUGCUCUUCACUGGUUGCUUUUAUGAAGCGUAUUUUAAAGUCUUUUUUUUUUUUAAUUGUUAUUAUUAUUAUUGUUAUUAUUAUUAUUGUUACUCACCAGCGAUUCUCAUAAGACGAAUGUGACCAAAGCUCCUUUCCUUGCUCGCUUUCAGCCUGGUUGGCUUCCCGCUGUCCCCAUUCCUGCUGAGAAAGGACUGGAAGAGUUUCACUCUUGUUUCUUACCUGCGUUAUUUAGGCUUUUGUUACUGUUUUUUAUUUGGGGUGUUCUGGGUCUGCAGGUGUCCCAGGCUGAGCCCCAUGGGAUGUUCUGUGCUCCUGUGCAGAUGGGGGCACCUCACCGUGGUGGAGGGCUGGCAUGCCCCUCACGAUAGGAAAACAGACAGAGGCUGUGAAUCACUCGCUAGCUUUGCUAUGGGAAUGAAAGUAUUCUCAUUGCUGUUGUUUUGAAUGAAACCCCAUCUGUUUCCAGUUAAUGUAGGGACCUCCCUCCCCAGCAGCGACUCCUGUCCUGGCCCUGGCAACCCCUUUUCCACUUCUCAGUGCCGCAGAGGGGGAUGCACAGACAGCACAAACCCAGCACCAGAUGCCACCAACCUCACGAUCUGCACAGUGUGAGAGAUGCUGCAGGGCUGAGUGUGUCACUGCAGAGCCCUUGGGGUGGGCACACUGAGCCUGGCCCCACUCCCCCUGUGUUCCUUGGCCACAGGGUCAGCUAUGGAGUAAACUCUGGUUAGGAGAGGUUUGAUGUCGGGGCAAUUGCUUUGGUUUUGUGUCCUCCUUUUAAUACCAGGAAUGUUUUCAAAUCCUCCAAAUGUAAAGCAUGACAGCUGAAGUUGUUUUAAGCUCUUUAUUGCUUGCCUUUGGCUGUGAAGGAGAAAAAUGGAAUGCAGUGCAACACAGAGAGUCCAGCUGUGGGGUCUGCUCUCCCCAGCAGCCCUGAGCUCCACUGUGUGCUGGCCAUGCAGCAGUGGGGAGGGACUGGGCAUCUGGUAAAGCCAUGUUCCCCAGCUGAAUGCAAAUGGGCAGCGAUAACUUGGGUGUUGAUGACUCUUCUAAACAAAAGACUUGGCUGCGACUUUGCUCUGUUACUCCCCAGAGCUGCUGUAUUACAAGGUAGAGGCCUUUGGAUUAGUCAGUGCACUAUGGAUAUUGCCAUGGCUCUGUGUUUUCUGAACACUGAACUAAAAGGUGCCUUAUGCCACGUGCUGCUCUCCUGGCUGCAGCAUAGGGCCAGCGCUUGGCUGCUGGCUGGAAGGAGCACGGAACCCUCAGGGGCGGAGGAAAGGAUUUCUCUUUUAUGAAAGUGCAAACUGUUGAUGGGCUGAAUAGGUUGGGGAAAAAAAAAAAAUGGAGAAGGUCUGGUGCAGGUGUUGGAUUACUGAGGAUGAGACUGGCAGCAGGAUGAGGUUCAGGAUAGGGGGAGAUUUUUUUUUUUCUUCCCCUCCAGGACUCUGCCAUUAGCUACAGGCCUCUUCCCUACCCCACUUCAAAGACGAUUAGCUCCUCUCAUUUUAGUCCCUGAAAUAUUUGCUUCUACAAGAACUAAGAAAGUACUGAAGGAGCCCCACAUUUUCACGGUAUGCACAUCAUUCCCAGUGCCUGCAUAGCCAAACCCCACAGUACUCUGCUCUGUGCAGGGCAGAGUGCUCCCCACUACACCAAGAACUUAAUCUAUGAUGCACGUUAAGAGAAAAGACUCAUUUGUAAAUACCACGUUUCUCAUACAAGACUGGACCACUGUAGUUAAGGGGGGAGGAAAAAGAAAGAACGUGUAGUUCUGAAAGCAGAUCAAAAGAAAUCAGGUGUGCAAAUGCAUACUGAUAAGAUUUUAAAAUCUUAAUCUUUGCUUAGUCCAUGGAAAUUGCUCCUGGUUAAAGCACUUAUCAUAUUUCUGACAUCUUGUAGCUCAGUAGUAAUUAUUCAGUUCCUGUACAUUUAACUUGGAAAAAAAAAAUCAAUAAAGUAUAAGGCUGUUAGCUGUAUUGUAAAAACAUAAUAUACACUGUAAUGUCAGUAAUAAACUUUGUUUUCCCAUGUA